AAAUUGUAAAAUGAAUAUUAUUAAUUUUAUUGUAAAGUUAUAUAUUCUUUAUGUUGUUUUAUUAAUGUGAUCUUGUCUUUUUAAUUUAGAAAAAUAAUCAAAAUGACUGCCAUGCAGUAUAAGUUAGAAGGUAAUCGUAUGUUUGCACAAAAGAAAUAUGAAGAAGCGAUAAAAUGCUACACGAAGGCGAUAAAUAAGACUUCUAAUAAUGCUGUUUUCUUCACAAAUCGGGCUCUGUGCAACAUAAAGCUACAAAAAUGGGAAGCCGUCGUAGACGACUGCAAAACUGCCCUUGAUUAUGACCCCCAAUCCGUCAAGGGUCACUUCUUUCUUGGACAUGCUAUUGCAGAGCUUGAAAAUUUUGAUGAAUCUAUCUCAGAGUUACAAAAAGCACAUACACUCGCGAAACAACAAAAAUUAAAUUUUGGUGAUGAUAUUGCAGCGAUGCUACGUAACGCGAAGAAAAAACGCUGGGAUAAAUUAGAAAAGGAACGUAUUUCACAGGAAAUUGAACUACAAACUUAUCUCACUAAUUUAAUGGUUGAAGACGAAAAACGUGAGAUAACCAAAUUGGACGAAAACGACUCCACAAGCGAUACAGACCGAAAAAAUGUAGAAAAAAAAUUCGAGGAGCGUCGAACUGAACUAAAUAACUUAUUUGCACAAGUAGAUGAUCGUAGGAAAACACGUGAAGUUCCAGAUUUCCUAUGCGGAAAAAUUAGUUUCGAAAUUAUGAAGGACCCUGUUAUUACGCCGAGUGGAAUAACUUAUGACCGCAAAGAUCUUGAAGAACAUCUGCAAAGGGUCGGACAUUUUGAUCCCGUUACCAGACAAAAACUAACUGCUAGUGAAUUGAUUCCUAAUCUGGCUAUACACGAAGUGAUCGAGAAAUUUAUUGGAGAGAAUGGUUGGGCUGAAGAUUACUAAGAUGUGAUUUUAAUUUAAACGCUUUCUUGUAAAAUCAUAUAAGAGGGUUGAAACUUUUUCUCUAAACCAGUGGUGUGUGGCCCGCGGCCCACAAGGAGAAAUUAUAUGGCCCGCUGAGAAGUGCCAAUUUUGAAUGAUGUUCGGCCCGCGAAAAGAGUUUUUUGAUUAAGUUUAAAAUGGUACGCGCAAGUUAUUUCUAUCCAUUUGCGUUGCAAAGCCUGGACCCAAAUCCUAUACCUGAGCUUUUGCAAUGCGAGCAACGCAUGUCAUAAGAUUGAUAACCAAAAUGUUUGUGCCCUCAAAUACUAUAAAGCCUAUGUUAAAUGUGACUCACGGUUUCACCAGUUAUUUGUAUCUGGCCCUUCUGUUUCAAAGGUUGCCUACGUCUGCUCUAAACAAAGCCAUGGACAAGCAGGUUACUGAUAGGUAAGGGUAUGCUAUGAUUUUGAAAAGACAGAUUUGACAAUGUCGGCGUGAUGCGGUGGACAGGGGGUUUUAACCUGGUAUCUUCGAUCUUUGACUGGUCCAAUGUGCCUACCAUUGCAUUGCUUGACCAUGCAGCUCGAACACGAAUCUGAUGUGCCAACCAUCAUAUGCGAGAUGGGCAUUUUUUUAGGGAUUCGUUUCCAGAAAGUCUUCCUAGCCUGUUUGCUGAGCACUUCGUUGUUGUGGUUGGGUUUAGAGAACCUGGCUUCUUGCUAUCAAAUAUGGAGCCUAUACGCUUUUCCUAUGCUUAUUUCCUUUUUAAUGGGGAUUGGGGCCAUAUAUCUAUUCCUAACCUGCUGUCUUUAUGAAAGCCUAACUGCACCUUUCAUCCAAAAGAGUGUAUUAUGAUGUCACUUUCACUUCUUUUGCCCCUCUCUUUAUCAAAACUCUGAAUAGGCUUGUGAUCUUAGCACUUCAAUACUUAAAUUUUUUUCAAGUGUAUUUUUGUACAUAUAGAUUUUUUCUUACAGUAUUCUUUCCUUUUGUGUAAAACAUUCAUUUUUUUGUGUGGGUGACAUAAUUUUGUUCUUUUAUCUUCAUCUAGGACAGGGGUUCCCUAGCUUUUGUCAGGACAGCCCCAAAAACAACUUUCAAGUGUCCAGUGCGACCCCAGGUCAAUAUAUAUAAACUUCUUUCACUGGACUUUUGAGUUUGGUCAUGUGAUGGUACUACUAUUAAGUAAAAAAAUAAGGUAAAACCAAACAGUGAUGUCACAAUAAGCACCUUACAUUUUCUAUAGCACAAGCAGAGAGCGAUGCUUAUGGGCCUGUUUACAGUAAGCCAUGGUACAAACUGCUACAUUUAACAUGGUUUGUCAAAUCUUAGUCGAUCUGUACAUCCAUCCUCUACCAUACCUAAGCGACCCCAUGACCUGUUUGCGACCUUGCCUACUUAUCACUCUGACCCACUUUGGGGUCGCGACCCCUGGUUUGGGAAUCCCUGAUCUAGGACCUAGAUUUUUUCAUUUCUCGCCCCCUUUGCCUCCGAGUAUGGGCGAAUUACCUACCGGUUGCUUGGAGCAAAUAGAAAAAAUGUAACAUGAAGUUAAGAAGUUGCUUGGUGUUGCUUUCUGGAGAAUCAUUUUUAUGUACCAGUAUAUCAUUUUUAUAAAUUUGUUGUCGGCUCCGUAAAUAAUAGUCCAUUUCUUCACAAACUCCAUAACAUAAAAGGUUGGGGAACCCCCGCUCUAGAUCAAUGCUUCAUCCACCCUGUAUUUCAAUAAACGGAGCACUGGUUGCUCGUGACAUGUUUUUUUUAUUUCAAACUCUCUUUUUUUUGCCACACGGUUCACUAUAUUUAAGUCAUUUUUCAUUGCCUUGUAUUUGUUAAGCUGUUUUAUUAUUUUGGUAGUUGCUAAAAAGCAGUGGUUCCCAAACCUAGGCCUGCCAGCCAACGGUUUGACAUGGCCCACCGAAUGUAAGUAAAAUAGUUCACAACACUAUGUUUUUUUCUUUUUGCGCUUCAGAUACCGCCCCUUGCGGGCGCUCACCUGGCCCACGAAUAUCCUUCCGCUUCUGAUUUUGGCCUCCUGUCAAUCAACUUCGGAAAUCACUGCUGUAAAGGGACAUAAGCCCAGUUUAUGAGAUAAGUGGACCAGAGAGUAAGUUUGUCACCAAGUCUUAGGUGGGACCUGCUCCUCAUAACACGUAUGGGACCUAGAAUCUACCAACCAAGUUAACACUAUAAAUACCACUGGAAUGAUGAACCAUGAGUGCUGAAAGCCAUAAAAAGGUUGGGAAACACUGCUCUACAGUAAUUGCCUUCCAAAUUCGUAGUAGCCUGGAACAUUACCUUUAGUGGAUUUCACUUUUUUGUUACCACUCCUGAAAUGAUUUGGAUAGUGGUUUUUGACAUUGCAUUUUUUGUGAUUUUGCACUUUAUUAAAUACUCAUGUCAACCUUUUUGCAUGUGUUGCUUUCUGCUUACUUCUGAAAUUCCUAGUCUUCCAUGUGUACAAAUACAGGAUGUUCAUAAAAAAUUCUCAAAUUGCAAAAAGAAUUUACCGAUACCAUUUAUUGUUAUGGCCCUUACAGAUGUAUUAAAUGAAGUUAAAAUACUUGAACAAUAUUAAAAAACAACAAAUCUGGUUAAGCUAUAUUGAGAAUUGACUUCAUAACAAAAUUAAAAUUGUGAAUGGACUUUAUGGACACCCUGUAUAUCAGAAUAAAAUGAGCAAUGUAACAAUACUAUCACAAUGAUUUGCAUUUUGAUUGUCUUUUAUUAAGUUGUUCCAAGUUCAAUCUUUUAGGACUUCUAUAUUAAGUCCAAAUUUGAGGAAAUAUCCAUGCCGCUGCGUUACCUCCAAUUUCUUUUGUGUACAUUUACAAGUGCUUCAACCAGGAUUUCAUUUUUGUAUGUAUUUUAAAUAUUGUUUCUUUAUUUGCUAGAAUAUAAAAUAUCUGAGUGAUGUGUGUUUUUUAUGUUUGUUUAAGUUACCCUUGCUAUCUCAAAUAUUGAUGGUAAAUGAUACAAACCAUAUUCUUUUAG
Molecule: messenger RNA, 3900 nt
Organism: Styela clava
Lineage: Eukaryota; Metazoa; Chordata; Ascidiacea; Stolidobranchia; Styelidae
Product: E3 ubiquitin-protein ligase CHIP-like
Biological process (GO): positive regulation of proteolysis; proteasome-mediated ubiquitin-dependent protein catabolic process; protein quality control for misfolded or incompletely synthesized proteins
Cellular component (GO): Z disc; cytoplasm
Molecular function (GO): ubiquitin protein ligase activity; protein-folding chaperone binding
Source: RefSeq, a predicted model, not a curated record